AUGACUGUCGAAAGUCUUGACGUUACUACAGGUGAAUUACUUACCAUUUCAUAUAUCCAAAUAUCAUGGAUUGACGAAUUUCUUGUCUGGAAUCCCACAGAAUACGGAGGAAUUACAAAGUUGUCUAUAUCUUAUGACAAACUGUGGAUCCCAUCUUUGUCCCUGUCAAAUGGAGCUCUCAAGGAAAAUACAGGGCAGGUUAUAAACCCAGGUUUUGCACCAGUCAAAGUACUACCUACUGGGUUCGUUUUACUUGUUACAAGCGGUUAUUAUCUGACAAAGUGUGACAUUGACACUAGAUUUUAUCCUUUCGACGAACACGUGUGUAGUUUUAUCUUUUUUUCUGCUUUACAUGAUACAACCGAAAUGGAAAUAAAUUCUCAUUUGUCAGAUUUUGCACUCGGUAUGUUUCAAGAAAAUUAUAUAUGGUACCAUACGCAGACAGAAUAUAAGAAGUUCACAAGUUCAACAGAAGGCACCGGCUUCUCUUUAAGUAGUGUUCAGUUUAUUAUCACUUUGAAAAGGAGACCUACAUUUGAAUUGAUCAACAGUUACAUUCCAAUUCUGCUUUUAACGGUUUUGAACAUAACGACAAAUUUUGUUCCUGCAAAUUCCGGAGAGCGUCUUUCAUUCGCAAUAACACUUUAUUUGUCAUUUAUAUUUAUCACUACUGCGCACGUUGACGAAAUGCCUCAUGUAUCCGUCAAUAUCGCCUUUUCGUCGUAUGUAAUGCUUUCCUUGAACGCUCUCAAUACUGCAAAUGUACUUUGGAGUGUGCUUAUGGUGCGAAUGUCACGAUGGCAUACAUGUAAAGUACAAAUUUCAGGGACACUUAAGAUACUAGUUGACUGGUACCACAAAGAAAAGGGGCGUAGGAAAGUGAAAGUUCAUCCGAAUGAAUCCGACUCCGUCAUUGAAGAUCUUGAUCAACGUUCUGAAAGGAAAGAACCACAGGAAAAGGGAAGUGCGAGUAAUGCUGAAAUCGGAGACGAAAUUGAUUCGCUUACAUGGUUAGACGUGGCAGACGUUCUUGAUAAAGUUUAUUCCACAAUAAUAACUGUUUUAGUAGCAGGUGUUAUCUUAGCUAUGGUUUGUUUGUGGGUGUUGUCUUGA
This is a messenger RNA of Mercenaria mercenaria, 1113 nucleotides long. RefSeq names its product acetylcholine receptor subunit beta-like. Gene Ontology annotation, molecular function: neurotransmitter receptor activity; extracellular ligand-gated monoatomic ion channel activity; transmembrane signaling receptor activity. The record is from RefSeq and is a predicted model, not a curated record. Gene Ontology annotation, cellular component: synapse; membrane; neuron projection. Lineage: Eukaryota; Metazoa; Mollusca; Bivalvia; Venerida; Veneridae. Bases 1 to 1113 code for a protein of 370 amino acids. The transcript has a single exon. Gene Ontology annotation, biological process: signal transduction; regulation of membrane potential; monoatomic ion transmembrane transport.